AUGGUUGAGAGUUACUCCUUUGCAAGGCGAGUAAAAAUAAAUGUCGGCGGUACUGUGUUUGAGACUUCGCUCCCCACCCUUACAAGCGUCAGUGAUAGCAUGUUCUCCGCUCUGAUUGCUGAUCGCUGGCAAAAUCAGGAAGAGCUGUUCAUUGACAGGGAUCCCACCCAUUUCGCGAAAGUGCUGAACUAUUUGAGAAACUGCGAAGCAUUCCUUCCUCCCAGAAAUGAUGACAGUCGCGAAGAUUUGCAAAGAGAAGCCGAGUCUGGGGAUAAAGUACAAUGGACACCGAGGGCCAGUACUUACAGCUUUGAACCCAUUCAUCCUGGCCAUAAGCUCACCUGCACCGCCUGCGGAUCCAACGUAACCUACCCCGACACCUUCGUGUCUAACGGAACCAAAAAGGAAACCUUUCUUCUUGUCAAGCACGGGGAAACUGAAGUAAUCAGCAGGUAUUCCGUACCUCCGUUUUGGGCCUCCUUCCAAGGAUUAGUCGUAACGGCCGAUCGCACCUGCUGUCGUGUGAAAUGGUCUACCGGCAUAUCAGGUACACCGAAAAUUGAAACACAUACUCCAAAAUCUACUCUGCGUUUGGCGAAUACAAGAUAA
Molecule: messenger RNA, 609 nt
Organism: Cylicocyclus nassatus
Lineage: Eukaryota; Metazoa; Nematoda; Chromadorea; Rhabditida; Strongylidae
Source: the annotation of a GenBank genome assembly